Prorocentrum cordatum is the source of this 1971-nucleotide messenger RNA. The record is from the annotation of a GenBank genome assembly. Lineage: Eukaryota; Dinophyceae; Prorocentrales; Prorocentraceae.
AUGGCGAGCCUCACGGCUGGCGGCAUCAAGUCCAUGGGGGAGCUCAUCGGUGGAGACGCGUCUUGCACUGAGCAGAUCAAAAGCACGUGGCUGCACAUGGCAGCGGUGCAGCAAUACAAGAAGCUGGGCAAGCCCGAACGCUUCCAGUCAGAUCCGCCCGCUGCCUUUUGCUUGCGCGACAUGCCGCUCCAAUACGCGGACCAAGUUGUGAACCUCAAGCAUUUGGUGGACUGGGUGAACUUGGAGGACGGCGCCGCGGACCAUUUGGACACAGUCGACGUGUACGACGCCAUGUGCGGCGGCAACUACAUGGCUCUUCCUGCUCCAUUCAAGCCGAACAAGGACCCUGGGGAACUUGCAUUUACCAUGCAGCUGUAUAUUUUGCCGAAGGAGGGCAACGGCCAUCAGUUCGUCCUGAAAUACGCGAGGUUCCAAGACAAGGUUCGGACCGACAUCGCCAAGGAGAUCUUCGUCGCGGGCAGGGCGCUCACAAUUCAUUGGGGGAGCUCGGCCGACAACAACACGCCCCUGAAGCUUUUCUACUACAUGAUGGACAGGCUGGGCGGAGUUCAGAUCCGUCAUUGGGCCCAGCCGUCAGUGGUGGCAGCCGUCGGCGGCGGCAAUUACGACAAGGGGAAGCGAAAGGCUGGCUUCCGCUUCAUUGAGGAAUUCGGCCCUCGAGCGAACAAUCGCAACCAGUUCGUCGAAUGGACUGACGAAAAGAUCAACGACGAAAGCUCCCCGAUCUUUGGCUGGCAGGCGGGAGAGGUCAAGGAGUCGCUCCGCAACUACGCGUCAGGCUCUGUUGGAGCGAAGACGCUGGAGCGUUGGGCGGUCACGCUCAAACGCUUCCACCCUUUCGUGUUCGACCACGUCGUGGUCCCUAUUCUCAAGAGCCAUGACGUGCACGGCGCGAUGUGGAUUGGCAAGACCAGGGUCGGCAAAUCGACGGCUUCGAAAACGAUAGGCUUUGCGAUCUCCGCCUGCCAGAUAGACAAGCACGAUCGCGUCGACCUCCGCGCGAGCGUCGCCACGACGAAGAAGGUGGACUUCUUGCGGCUCGAACCUGGGACAGUCUUCAAGCCCGCCAUCGCUGACGACACCGUCCUCACGAAGUGGGCCCCCGAUGAGAUCAAGGCCUUUCUCGACCCCGCAGAAGAGGACGCGCUGCUAUGGGCCAGGCAGCAGGGCGCGGACAACGCACGCGGCCAAACAGAAACAUACACAACGAACGACAGAGACAACCAGUCCCGCCAGAUCUGCAUCAAACCGUGCAAUGAGGAGUUCGAGAAGACGAUGGCUGACGUGGAGGCGUAUCUGGCGAGGUCCAACAUUGCGCUCCUGACUGAUGACUGGAUCUACUUGCGAUUGGCGUCGAAGACGAAGGACCCAGUUCCCCGCUUCCCUUGGCCAGCGCCCGAUAAGCCAGACCUCUUUACGCCAGAGACAACGCCGAUUCUGAGGCGCUACAAGAAGGACCAAACGUUCGCGCCGACCGACUACGACAUGCACAUGAGGUGGUCGGUGGCCGCCAUGAAGAAGUUUUCCAGGGGCGACGACAUCGGGCGCUCGUCGACGGUGCGCGGCCCCACGCUGUUCGACCAAGACGCCCCGCCGAGGUACCAGUUCCCCGAGCUGGACGGCGAGCCUGACGUCGCAAGCGGCGCCGCGCGUUCCGCGCUUGAUCCCCCUGCGAACCCAGAUGGCAGCGACGUAGAGGAAGAGGGCGUCUUCGGCUUCGGUGGUGGGAUGGACGGCGACGGCGGCGCGCCCGCGGCGGUUGCGCCGCCUGCGCCGCCCCCGAAGCCCGUGCCCGUCAAGCGGGAGAAAGGGGCCUUCCGCUUCCUCAAGAGUUCGGCGGGCCGCGGCGUCAUUGACUUGAUCACGCCGACGCCAAAGAAGCGGCGCCCCGCCCUCGAGGUGGAGCUGUCGCAGAUGCUCGAGGACGACGGCGUGGCGAGCGGCGCCGCG